Messenger RNA from Habropoda laboriosa, 1032 nucleotides. It is a transcript of the gene tsl, whose product is annotated as torso-like protein. The record is from RefSeq and is a predicted model, not a curated record. The transcript has 2 exons. Bases 1 to 1032 code for a protein of 343 amino acids. NCBI's taxonomy places the organism in Eukaryota, Metazoa, Arthropoda, Insecta, Hymenoptera, Apidae.
AUGUGGUCGCGCACGCGAUUCUUGCUCCUGGCGUGGACGGUCGCGUUGUUGGCGAGCGUGCAACUCGGCAACGGGUCGCAGAGGCCGCGUCUCGGCGGCGCCGUGAACAUCUUCAGCCGUUACGGCUAUCUGAGCAUCAGCAUGAGAGUGAUCCCUAGAAAUGACACGGACACAUGGAUCUUCAGGGAGCCGACGUUAGACGUUUUCAGAAAUCCCGUCGCUGUCGCGAGUAGAUCUCAUCAACAGGCAGCCACUGUGUUCAACGGUGACUUUCACAUGGAAUUCUGCGACAAUAUCCGCCAGCUUCUGCAGGCCUACUUCCGGGACUUUACGUUCGAGAGGUUAGAGAGGCCGUGGCGUGCGUUCACUGGUAGCUGGUCCAAAGCAGCCAUAGCACGUCAUUUAGGUAUCAGCGCUUCUUUCAUCACGGGAGAGCAUUGUUACGUGCUGGUACGCGUGGCCAGGUUCCGGGAGAGCCAGAAGCUGUCUGGUACCGCGGAAACGAUGAUCCUCGACGAAGCUGUACUCCGGGAAACGGAGAACGUUACCGUUGGAGAUACCGCCAGUGUAGUGCGAUUUAUCAAGCACUUCGGCUCGCACUACAUUGCCGCUUACAUCACGGGAAACUCUUUGUACCAGGUGUUCGUGUACACGCCGCAAGCGUAUCUAAGCAUCAAGGAGCGACUAAAGACGCGCGGUGUGGCGGAUCUAUCGAAUAUCGAGUUAAGCAACUAUUUCUCGCCGUGGUACGCGGAACACAUGGGCACGAUACAGGCGGCGAGCGGGAACCAUACUGUCGAAACAUGGGCGAGGGAACGACUUCAAAACCAAUACAUAUUCUCGUACGGCAGUCUGCUAAAAUUGCACGGAAACGCAAUGUUGCUGAAGCAACUGGACGGUCUGCUUGGCAACGAGGCGUUGCUACAGUUGCAACUGCGCACACUGGCGCCAAUAUUCAAAGACCCCCAGCGUCGCGAGUGGUUCCUCGAGGUGAUCGACAAUUACUUUAAGCUAUGGGAGGUGAACAUGUGA